AUGGACCCCGAUGGCCCCGCUCGGCGGAUAAGGAUGGUCAACUACAGCCACCCAGAUACACUCUCAUCCCUACUUUCUUUGCUGCGCCAAUACCAAUCUAUUGAUGACGCAGUGCUUUUCUGGGCGGCUGUAGUGAACAACAACGAGGAUAUAGUGCGCUAUCUGGUCAGAAACGGUGUGGACGUUGAACUACGGUAUCAAGGCAUGACUCCUUUACACACUGCCAUCCUGCACAGCCGAGUCAAUAUUUUCGAAUUCCUUCUUGAAAAUGGUACCGAUGCAGGAGCCACUACCUCAAAACGAAGACUCUCAACACUUCGCAUGCUCUUCUGGACAGUCAAGCCUCGAAAGACUGAAUCUAUGAUGCUCGAUAUUCUGUUGCACCAUCUUGGCGGUAGUAUCGUGCCCUAUUGCCAUACACGACCGUCGAUCCUGUGGUUAGCCCGCUACACCUGGCUGCUAUGA
Molecule: messenger RNA, 465 nt
Organism: Penicillium subrubescens
Lineage: Eukaryota; Fungi; Ascomycota; Eurotiomycetes; Eurotiales; Aspergillaceae
Product: ankyrin repeat domain-containing protein
Exons: 1
Coding region: 1-465 (154 amino acids)
Molecular function (GO): protein binding
Source: RefSeq, a predicted model, not a curated record